Molecule: messenger RNA, 2021 nt
Organism: Lepisosteus oculatus (spotted gar)
Lineage: Eukaryota; Metazoa; Chordata; Actinopteri; Semionotiformes; Lepisosteidae
Gene: cdca7b
Product: cell division cycle associated 7b
Biological process (GO): regulation of DNA-templated transcription
Cellular component (GO): nucleus
Source: RefSeq, a predicted model, not a curated record
GCCGUCCACGUUCGCAAACGCGUUUCGUGCCCCCCGGGACAGAACCGAGAAAUACACCAAAAAAAAGAAAAAGGAGGAAAUGGAAGCGGGUCUCGCACAGGUUUUCGGAGGCUGACGACACGCCCGAACCCGCUCCCCCCCCUGCUCCCGCCGGGCGUGCGGCGGCCCGCCGUGUGUGUGUGUGAGAGAGACGCGUGUCUGGGGCGCUGCGACCGUGUCCGUCUUUAAAGUUUAAAAUGCCGGUGUCCGCAACGGUCCCGAGAGCGCUGGCUGACAUCUUUGAGACCCCCAGCGACGAGGAGGACUUCGAGGGCUUCCGGGGGUCCCUGCCGAGGGACGCCGCCUGCUCCGAGGCCAGCAGGGACAGCCUCCGGGCGGCCCUGCGGUUCCGGUCCAAGUACAUCACCGAGGAGCUGGCGAAGAUCUUCGCGGAGGACACCGACCCCGAGGAGGAGGAGUUUGAGGGCUUCACGGAGGCGGAGCUGGAGCUCAACCACAGGAUGAAGUCCAUGUCCAUGGACUCCACCGAGGACAGCGAGGAAGAGGAGGAGGAGGAGGAGGAGGGAUUCUGCUCCGAGGGCGAGGCGGAGGCGGAGGCCCCGGCGAGGAGGAGGAGUUCCGGCCUCUGCGUGGCCUUCCGCUUCCCCGUGAAGAAGAGCCGCCCCGGCCGGAAGCCGGCAGAGGGGCGGGGGCGCCGGGACCGGGCUGCGUCGGGCUCCGAGUCCGAGGACGAGGGGGGCCCCGCCGGGGCCCAGCCCAGCGCCUUGCAGAGACGGGCCAAGAACAUCAAAGAGAACAAAGAGAUGCUGGCCAAGCUGCUGGCGGAGCUGAACGCGAUGCCUGACCUGUUCCCGGUGAAGACGCCCACGAAAAAAAGGAAGUCUCCGAAGAAGCCGUGCUCGGAGGCGCCCAGCGGCCGGAGGAACCCCUCCCGCAGCGCGCGCCCCCCCGAGCACUUCGGGAUCGAGCGCCUCCCCGUGUCCCCGAGCAAGAUCCUGGAGCAGCUGCGGGGCGCCAGCCGGGGGGCCGGCCUGCGGAAGAGGCUGCUGGAGGUGAGCGAGGAGCCGGAGCACAGCGGUGGCGCCCCCCGGCGGCGGUCUUCCAAGCACGGCGAGGCCCGCCCCGUGGAGGACAUCACGGAGGAGGAGCUGGAGAACGUGGCUUACUCCAGCAAGGACAAAGUCUACGACAAAGAGCACGGCAGCACCUGCCACCAGUGCAGGCAGAAGACGCUGGACACCAAGACCGUCUGCAGGAACCCGAACUGCUGGGGCGUGAGGGGGCAGUUCUGCGGGCCGUGCCUGCGCAACCGCUACGGGGAGGACGUGCGCAGCGCACUGCGGGACCCGCUCUGGGUGUGUCCUCCCUGCCGGGGGAUCUGCAACUGCAGCUUCUGUCGCAAGAGGGAUGGGCGCUGUGCCACGGGCAUCCUGAUCCACAUGGCCAAGUUCUACGGGCACAACAACGUGAGGGAGUACCUGGAGAGUCUUCAGAAACACCUGACAGAUGAAAACUGACGAUUCUGAAGCACAAGUGGGUGUGACCGGGAUGCCACAGCCCAGCAGACUGCUCCACCUGCUGCUCUUGCCUGGCGCCGACUGUCGGAGCAGCGUUCCGUUAGACACAGACAGUCAGCUGCUCUGAGCGUUUCUUUCAAGAGUUCGUUUGCUUUUUUCCCAUGUAUAGAAAGAACAAACAGUAGGAUUCCAAUAAAUUAGCAUUUAAAAGCCCAGCAGAUGCUAUCAAACAGUAGGCAAGUUGUGAAUUGAUUCUUGUUUUAUAUACUGUAUCUGUGAAUAGAGCCAAGAGCCUAUUGCACUUUUAUUUUGUUUGGCAAAUGUAUGACCAGAUUCCUGUUAUUUCCCUCUGACUUUUGCACUUUAAAACUAUAAUGCUUCAAGGCUGCGUUUUCCUCCUACUAGGACUGCUAAGUGCUCAAAUUUGUUAUGGAACAAGUAAUAGGUUUAUUCCAUGCUGAAAAGAGAACACAACGUUUCGGCUGUGGAGCCUUCUUCAGGUGG